AUGGAGGAACCCAUAAAAAAUGCCGACAACCAUGUCUGCGAGAAAUCGUUCGACUGUAGCACCCUUUCGGUGCCUAGUUGUCAUGCCACCCGAAGGUUACACGAGGACGUGGAUACUGCCAGGCUGCCCAAGUCUAGAUCAUGUAGUAACAAGAGGCUUAAUAGACUCGGAGUGUACAUUCCCUUCUCGAAUACCGAUGGUCCCUCAUAG
Molecule: messenger RNA, 210 nt
Organism: Opisthorchis viverrini
Lineage: Eukaryota; Metazoa; Platyhelminthes; Trematoda; Opisthorchiida; Opisthorchiidae
Exons: 2
Coding region: 1-210 (69 amino acids)
Source: RefSeq, a predicted model, not a curated record